Messenger RNA from Dunckerocampus dactyliophorus (ringed pipefish), 9455 nucleotides. RefSeq names its product histone-lysine N-methyltransferase PRDM9-like. Gene Ontology annotation, cellular component: nucleus. Bases 311 to 3070 code for a protein of 919 amino acids. The transcript has 5 exons. Lineage: Eukaryota; Metazoa; Chordata; Actinopteri; Syngnathiformes; Syngnathidae. Gene Ontology annotation, molecular function: protein binding; histone methyltransferase activity. The record is from RefSeq and is a predicted model, not a curated record.
GAUCAGAGUUCAGUCGGCUAGCUAGUUUCGUUUCAACUGGUUUUAUGUAGUUAUCAGAGCAGUUCUUGUAGGUGAGAUAAAAACUCGACGUAGUCAUCCAGAAAGUUUUUUUUUUAAAACGACAAGAGAACACUUUAAUGUCGCUGUCGUUAGUUAGCGGCAAAGAGGUCAAGAUUUUGUGGAGGCUUAAUGCUAACGUGCUAUCGAAGCUUCAAAGGCUAGCUAGUUAAAUGUUUAUGCAGGCGGUGGCUGAGUUGUUAGCAUCGCAAGAGCAGAAAACUUGUAAAGCAGUGGGUGUUUGUUUCCGCCCAUGUCGUGCGCCACCGACGCCGUGGAGUGGGUCGAGUCCACCGGGGAGGUUGUCAUCAUAGAAGGCUGCCUGCCCGCUGAUAGCAUUACCACAGCAGUGAUUCCUGCGUCAGAGCCCGUGGAAUCGCCGAUCCAGAAGCUGCUGGUGAAUGGAGACAAUCCAGAGGGCGGCGGAGGCUUUUGUUGUGACGAGUGUCUGAGCCUCUUCCAAGACCAGAACGAUUCGUCGAAGAUUGGUGGCCCGUCCUUUAUUCUCGACUUUCCCACCAGCGUGGGCGUCCCCCAGCGGGCGCUGCUGACUCUACCCUACGGCCUCACGGUGGGCAGGUCCAGUAUCCCCAGCGGGGGCGUCGGGGUCAUCAACCACGGGCCAGCGCUCUCUCCCGGGAUGCACUUCGGACCGUUUGAGGGCGAGGAGACCACCAUGGAGAACGCCGUCGCGAGUGACUUCUCUUGGGAGGUGGGACGCAACGUUUUUGAUAAGUUUUGUACACUCUGUGUGAAUAUUCCUGUCCCCCCACGCCCGCAGAUUUACAAAGGAGAGGAUGUUUAUGAGUACAUCGAUGCUGCUACGGAAUCUCUGUCAAACUGGAUGAGGUACGUCAACUGCGCUCGCAGCAGAGACGAAGCCAACCUGCUGGCGGUCCAGUACAAAGGCAGCAUCCUGUACCACUGCUGCCGCGGCAUCCACGCCGGAGACGAGCUGCUGGUGUGGCCCAGCAACAAGCUCCUCGGCCGUUUCAGCGCCGUGUGGACGCAAAUGUGGCAGGUGAAGCUUAAGACUGCAGAGAGUAUCCCACCCGUGACGUCUCAGGUCUUCUUGUGCGUCCACUGCCAGCUGACCUUCACCACCGAGGCCUUCCUCCAGCGCCACGCCCACUGCUUCUGCCACACAGAAGCAGUCGCGGUUGAAAAUCCCAGCUCGGGCACGGAGCUCAGCAUCUCCGCCUCAUCCCUGUUGCUGUUACCCGCCGACCCGGUCAAGUCCAGAAGCUGCUCCACUUGCGGUAAGACCUUCAAGCAGGCGUCACACCUAGAAAGACACGAGCGGUGCGUGCACGCCAACAAGCGACCCUACUGCUGCACUCUGUGCCGGCGAAGCUUCACCCAGGCGUCUGGUCUGACCCGACACCAGCUGGUCCACAAGAAGCGCGAUGAGUUGAGAGCGGGGAAUGUGUUUGAAAAGCAGCAGGAUGGCUGCGCUUCCACACUGGACACAUCUAACACAUCGGCGGGUGAGCUGAGUGACGCAAAGGAGGUAAGUGAGGAUGCCAAGGAAGCUCCAGCAGUUGAAGGGGAGCACACAGAACCACAAGAGGAAGUGGAGCAUCAGCCCAGCAGUUGUACCGAGUGCGGAAAGAGCUUCCAGACGGAAGCCUCCCUCAAGAAGCACAAGCUGCUGGUGCACAAGCCUCGUCCGCAUGUGUGCAGGGUGUGCCAGCGGGUCUUCAGCAAGUACUGCGACCUACACCGCCACCUGCAGCACCACCGGAGGCAACGGAAAUGCGGCCGGAGACCACGACGGCUUCCGGGGGCGACUCCCAACAUGCCCUUCAGCUGCGCCAUGUGCUCGCUGACCUUCUCCAGCGUGGACCUCCUGCAGAAGCACAUUGGCGGCAGUCACUUGGAGGAGAGACGAGACAUCGAGAACGAUCCCGAUUUUGUCCCUCAGUCCUCGGUGGCGAUCGAGGGCGUCGAAAAGUGUCAGAGGCCCCGCCGGCAUGGCUCCGCCUCCAAAAUAUCUGCCAUAACUCAGCUUAUCGCUCCAAAGAGAAAAGCGCGCAAGAAGACCAUGCAGGAAGACGUUGAGGCAGAGAAGCUGACAAAGUGGUUCAGUUGUAAUUGCUGCAAACAAACCUACGCCGAUCCGGACGACCUGCGGGCACACACUUGCGCCGAGAGGCCCCACGGCUGCCCCCACUGUGGGCUGACCUUCCGCAAGUUGGGCUUCCUGAGGAGACACGAGCAGGCCGUCCACAGGAGCACCGUGGCCCACCGAUGCGAGCUCUGCGACAAGGUCUUCACUGCGGCCGCCACCCUGGAGAAGCACCAGCGGACUCACGUUUGCAGGAAGUACCACUGCUCCUCCAAGCUCUUCUCCUGCUCCCACUGCCCCUUCUCCUUCACCGCCAAGAGCUACCUGGCCAAGCACAUCAGGAGGCACCACCCCAUGGAGUACCUGGCCCUCCCCAAGUCCGACAACCUGACGGAGCAGCUGGAGGACAGCCAGGACGUGAAGGAGCUGACGUGCCCGCACUGCGCAAAGUGCUACGUCAGCGCCGGGGCCUUCAAAAACCAUGCGUGCUUCCAGCAGGUCAAGGUGCUCUACUUGUGCAACGACUGUGGGAAGGGCUUCGCCAACCACUACCGGCUCAAGCAGCACCAGCGCACGCACACGGGCGAGCGGCCUUACGCCUGCCCGCACUGCGACAAGAGCUUCGCCACCUCGGGCCAGCUCACCGUGCACCUGCGUACGCACACGGGCGAGCGGCCGUACCUGUGCACCAACUGCGGCGAGCGCUUCCGCCAGUCGGGCGACCUGAAGCGGCAUGAGAGGAAGCACACGGGCGUGAAGCUGCACACCUGUGACGAGUGCUGCAAGAGCUUCAGCCGCCCGCAGAGCCUCAAAGUUCACAAGAUGCUGCACAAGGGACAGCGCAUGUUCUCCUGCAGCCAGUGCGGGAAGAGCUUCUCCAGGAACUACCACCUCAGGAGGCACCACCAGAAGAUGCACUCGGAGGCACUCAAUAAUUUAACUUAAGAAGAGGGUUUUUUCUUUUUCUUUUUCUUUUUUACAUUUCAGUUGAGACUUUAACGGUGCUGGCACUCCUUGGCUCUGUGCACGUACACAAAGGCAGUCUGACAAUUUGAAGUCGUCAUAGCUGCCAAAUCGCUAUCACUAGCUGACACCAAACAUAACGAAUGUGCGUGCAGACAGCACCUUUAAGUCCACGUGAUUGCGUCAUAAAUACAACAUGUCAAUAAAAAGAAGCAGAUCGCCAUCACUGUUGACCAUUUAAUCCACAAAACAUACAAUGCAAAGCAUGUGCACUGUACAAGCCUUAUUGUUAUCAUCAUUAUUAUUAUCACAACCAUGCCUGUUUUUUUUUUUCAAUUAACUCAUCUUUUAGUCACCCAGAUAUAUUACUUUUUUUUUUUUUUUAAUCUGACAGUAUAACGUUCUUGUCCUUAGCUCACGUAUGAAGUUGAAAUAGAAGAAGCUGAUCUCGGCUGUGCGUUCGAUUCAGGCAGUGUGUUUUGUGUUUUUCUUCCCCCCUGUUGCACCGUGCAGCAGCUGCUGGUUCCAGACUUGUAAAACGUCCCCUGCUGGUACUGGCCCGGUCCAGUCCUGUCCCUCUAUAGUCAGUAGUCCCUAAGAGUCUCAGAAUGACUUUUUAAUAAGGAGUCUAUGUGUAAAAAAUAAGAAUAAUACACAAAAACACUUCUGAAAGGUAGGCAGCAGGUGGUUGCCGUGGUUACGCGAAGGUCAUCGCUCCCAGCCAAGCACCUCAGUGUUUACAUCUCACAUGAAAUAUACAACAACCCCUCCAUUUAAUCCAAUGAGACGUUAGGCUCCGUUAAAUGUUAUAUUAAAACUCUUUUACAAACCAGAUUGGUUGUGAAACCACACUUAAUCACAUCUGUACAAGCUGAAAAAAGGUCACAAAACUAGAAAGAGAUCCAAGUAGGGAUGUUUUUUUGUUUGGUUUUUUUUUGGCAAUUUAAAACGCAAAAGCCCAAUGUGUCACAAAAAAAUAAUCACAAAUUGGGGGUUGGAAUACUCUGCAGGUUGUAAAAGUUCAGCGUUCCCUCACCUUUCGGUAAGAAAAACUGAAAAGUGACGGGUUAAAACACGGCGGCGGUACACGUAGAGGAUGCUGCGAGAUACCCUGCUGCUCCUUGUGCUCUCCUCUCUUCCUCCUGUGAGCUCCUCCGCCGCCUCCUCACAGAUGUGUGACGGACUGAAGGCUCUUAUAAAGGUUCCGAUUUCAGCUCUUCUACCUGGCACUCCAGGUCAGCCACCUGCAGGAGAGCAGGAGGAACAUCAGCCUUGCAUUAUAUCCACAUGUUCAAGAUGUUUUAAAAACACACACACAUUAUCUGUAUAUGUGUGUGUGUUUAUGUAUAUACACACAGUCAUGGAAAAAAUGAUUAGAGCACCCUUGUUUCUUCAGUUUUUUGUUCAUUUUAAUGCCUGAUACAACUAAAGGUGCCUUUGUUUAGACAAAUAUAACAAUGGCAACAAAAAUAGCUAAUAUGAGUUCCAUUUUUUGCCAGUACAAUGCUAUAGCUCUUCAUGUAAGAGCUAAAGUGAUUUUGGUUCUUAUCAAGAAAGGCGUGGAAGUUGCUAGAUAUCAGAUAAAAAGCUUUAGUUUGGUGUUGGCAUUUGGAGGGGGGCCACUUGGCAGGGUGUGGUGAGUUUUCGAGGCCGGCGAUGUAGCCAAAACGCAGGACACUCGCCCAUGUGUGUGUGGCAGUCGGAGGUCUAAGGCGGAUAGCCCGAAAAGUGGUUGGAUUUGUUGGACUGGAGGAAACCGGGUUUGCCUGGGGGGGUCCUGCUGGAGCGCCAUCAAGCUGCUCUCGCAUCCAAAUUGUCCUUAAACCUUAAUGCUUGCUUUAAAGUCCCUCACACCAAAGUUGAAUAGACACUGUUGGGCCACGCCCAUACGAGUAUAAUACUGUAAGUAAGUAUUAUGCUUAAAUCUCUAGAGCAACUUCAGAUAUGUCCGUUGAUAUUAAGUUUUUAUUAUUUAUUUUUUUCAGCCUUUCUGUCAAAAAAAACCAAACAAUUUUUUAAGUUGCUAAAUCACAAAAUACACAGUAUUUUCCAAAUAUAAGUUUCAAAGUAGAAUAUUUGAUAUGAAGUCAUAAGAGCCUUGCAUAGGUCAAUAAUCCAUAACAACUGUAAUUUUGAUGCAUUAUUAUUUAUGGAGCGAUGACAGUUUUUGACAAAAAAUCAAGCCAAAGUUGAAUAAACACUUUUGGGGCCCGCCCAUAAGUAAGUCAUAUAUUCAUUUUUUUCAUUUCAACGCUUAAAUCCUUAGAUCAGCUUCAGAUGUGCCCGUUGAUAUUAAGUUUUCAGUCAUCAGACUCCAGGAUAGCCUUGAGCGCUUCUAAUGUGGAAUAUCGCCUCUUCGCGUUGUAGUCGUCUGAUUGCAUACAAACGCGUACAUUUGACGUCAUGUUUAUGCGACAAAGACGGUGCUAAUGGUAAUAACACUGAUCUAUAAAAAAGACUGGAUCGAGCUUCUAUUGUUUUAUUUUUGAAGCCAAUGGAAAUUUGCGGCGGCCAUCUUGGUGAGACCACUUUGCUGCGAGACAACAGUAUGGCAACGCAUUGGUAAAACUUCGAUUGAUCGUAUAGCCACCAAAAUCAACUGCUAAAGGUUAUAACUACUCAGAUUUAUACGCUUUUGUGUCAUUUAUCAAGCUAGUAAGAUGUAUUUUAGCUUCGAGACGGACAAAAAAUUGGCUGUGUGGCAGCCUGCAAACAUUGUUUACGUACGGAAUUUAAAGUCUAUCUUUGUCUAAUUAUUUUCCUACUGUAAACCAUUAUUUUUUUUUUAUCUCAGGAUAAGGUUAAGGCAGGAAGAAAGCAGAAAUUUUGUCACAUGUCUUCUACCUUUGCGUGAAUCAUGUGUGGUAUCAGAAUUAAUGUAACUUGGUAGUUGUAGCUUUUAAAAAAGCUGUUUUUUGGUACAAAAAGACAUUAGAUAAGUGCAAAUACUCAAAGCCUACUGUAAAAAACUGCAUAGAAAUAAUUUUAUCAUUGAUUGCUAGGCUAGGCACCAAAAAAAGGCCUAGUUGUUACAGGAAGGUGUAACUAGAAAAGUCUUGCAAAACCACCCAUCAAAGUUCAUACUUUAACUUUUGGUUACAUUUCGAGAACUUUUCAAAGCAAAGCCGUUCAAGUAGUGGCACAUAUAUCAGGUCAAAAAAAGGUGCCAAGUAAAAGUACUUACGAGUGGAAGGUUCUUGGGAAGUGCUUUUUAAGUUGUGUUUCCUCAUCCUCGCUUCCUUCACUGGCACUCCUGAUGUUUUUGAUGAUUUUUCACUAAUUCUGCGUUCGUAUACCAGCACAAUCACAAAGCUGUGGCGCGUAAGGUGGUCUCACCAAGAUGGCGGCGAUCGAAAAAAUCUGGCUUCAAAUUUUGUCGCGUGAAAACAAUAGGUUGCUCGAUCCAGUCUUUUUUUUAGAUCAGUGGGUAAUAAUAACAUGCAUAUGACGAGCUGAAAUGCAUUUCAUAAAUGCUGACAGGCAUUUUGCAAAAACAUGUAAGAUUUAGUGAAAUUCAGUGCUUUUAUUGUGCAGACCUUGCACAAAAAUGUGCAUAAUUUAUCUGCACGUCUCAACAGAUGAUGCGCGCGCCCGUGCAAGCACGAACACACAGAUACACGACCACACUUUUCGCCUGUAUGAAUCUAAGCUCCCGAAGAUCAUUGUAAUAGCAAAAAAAAAAAAAAUCCCGGAAAAAUUGUUUUUCUCCCGUAUGUGUAUGUCAAUGGAGAGCUCCAUGUUUUUGGUCCCAAAGCAACUAUUGGUCGCUGGCUCCAUCUAGUGGUGAAAAAAAUGCUCCAACCAUCAUUUCACCAAAAGCCCGACUCCCGAGCAUGGGAUGUACCUGUUAUUUACGGAUUUUUUUUUUUUAUAUCAGGAUUACUGAACGUCAAAAAUAGGUGUUCAUAAUGGGAGUAUAUUGGCCGAAAGGGGGCACUAUUUACACUUAUUGUGCGUGUAUUUCGGACUCCAAACGGGACCCGUAGAACCCCGGGGAAAACGUCAUAUGGGCGUAUGAGGUCUUGGAAGCUCACUGGCUUAGUUUCAUCCCGCUAGCAUUUAAAUUUAGCAAUCUGUGCACAAAAUUGCACAACAAAGUACACUUUUUAAUCCUUUCAUUACACUUUUGGGUACGAAGGAGUCAGAAGGGUUAAAGAAGCCGCCUGAUCCUCUAAGCUUCACCAGUGAUUUUGAAAAACUAAGGAGGAGGAAGGAGGAAAAAGCUACAUUUUGAAGUGUUAAGACGGUCUGUCUCUUUUCCAUUGAUAAUUGUCUUUUUUCUUGCAGUUUUUGUAGGGACAAAUGACUUUCUCCAGUACAAUGCUGUUCCACUGAUGUUGACGAGGGUCUAGUACUGCAGUGUGUUCCCAACAUGGUUUUUAUGCAGACAGAGGAGGUAGUAAGUACUCCAGAACUUGGAAGACCUGUAGGAAUGAGUUGCACCAAUGGCCAAGGCUCGAUCAACCUCCGUUUCUGCAGAAAAGCUUUAAAUUGUUGACCCAUUUUGGUCGUACCUCGCCUCUCGCCCUAAGUUAGCUGGGAUAGGCUCCAGCAUACCCGCGAGCCUAAUUAGGAUAAGCGGCAUAGAAAACGGACGGAUGGAUGUUUGUUAUUUUCCAAUUAUUUAAACUUUGGAAGAUUCUUUAUUGUCACAGAGAACGGAGAUACCGUUCCUCGCACUCUGCUUGGAGAUAAUAAAGAAUAAAAAGCAUUAAAGCAUUAAAAACAUUAAACAGACUCCUAACAUUAUAACUUUUUCCGCAACCUAAUUUUUCAAAAAGACAACUUUCUUCAUUAUUUUUGUUUUCCUAAUUUUACGACUCCUUUAACAUUUCAACUUUGUGCUUCUAAAAUGAUGUUUUUUUCCUCCCUCAUAAUAUUAUGUUAUUCUCGUAAAAAAAAAAAAAAAUCUCUUAAUAUUUUGACUUUAUUCUUGUAGAAUUACUGCUGAUUUUUGUCAUUUUUGCUGUUUUGGUUUGUUUUGUUGUUAAAUUGUAUUUUUAGAAUGUGCUGCGGGCCAAUAAAAAAAACAGUGGUGGGACACAUUUUGGUCACUGCUGAGUUAGGUUAUUAAAAUACUAUUAACACAUGAUAUAAUAUGUCAUAAUAAUAAUAUUUGAGUGACAUUUAACAAAAACAAUCCUAAAAAAGUAGAUCUGGUAUUUACAGUAAAAAAAAAAAAUCCACUCCAGUCCUGCAGGUGGCAGGAAAGCACAUUACAACAUGGAUGCCAACAGCAGCGCCAUCUGAUGGGUCACUGCGUGUACAUCAAUCCUACACCUUUAUCCAGAUCUGCCCCAUGUGUAACCAAGCUAACAAGAACAUGUGAGGGUUUUUUUUGUUGGUGGUCAAGUCCCAACUGACCUGUUCCUGCAGUUGACCCGACUCCUCCUUGAGGAGCGACGCCUCGGCUCCAACUUGUGCACAUCGUUGCGUCUCCUUCUUCAGGUACUCGAUCUCCCUGGAGAAGAAAGGACAACAGAAAGGUGGCGUUCAGCUACACGAUCCAUGGUGGGAGCACAUCUUGCGCAAGGGGGCGCAUUCUUUGCAAAUGUGCAAAAUUCAGGGGAAAGGAUGCAGGCCCUCAUGGGCGGCCCUGGUUGUUCACGUGUCUUCUUACUUCUGCUGGUAGUCCUUGAUGAGCCGCUUGGCUUUGCUGUACUUGCGCUCCAGCGCCUGGUACUGAGCCUGGGUCUCCUUCAGGUGCUCGUCCACGGCCUGGCAUAGACUCUGAGCCUCCAUCCAGUAGCCCUCCAGCUUCUCCAUGCGCUCCUUGUUCUCCUGCAGGGUCUGCUCCAGCUGGGCCUUGUCCGCGCGCCAGCGCUGCUUGUCCUGCUCAGCGUGGUGCAGCUGCAAGGAGAGCGCGAGCGUUUCUUACAAACGACACCGGAGAGAAGCGAGGCUUUCCGGCGAGCGUACCUUCCUCUUCAGCUGCUGGAUCUCGGCCUGCGUCACGGCGUGUUUGAUUUGGAGCUAGAUGGGAAGACCACGUGAGCAGGUGAGGAUUUGCUGCAAGUUUAAAAGAAGGUGACUCCGCCCACCUCUUUGUACUUAUGCGCCAGUUUCUCGGGGUCCGUCUCCAGGGGCGACAGGUCCUCGUUCUCCGCCAGGUCGAACACCUCGAUGGCGCCGGUGUACUGCGGGCUGACGUCUUCGUCCUCAUCCUCCUCCUCGUCUGUACCGUACUCGCCGCCCUGCUGAGGCGACAACGGAAGGUAGGGUUCGCUUUCAUAUAUUAACAAAAUAUUAAAAGAACUCUCUGUAUGAUGCAGCGUACAAGCGUAUUAAUACACUCCAUCCAAGCACUGUACUGUGUAGUGACAGGCAGGACUAUUCACUGCUCCUUCACUAGCACAGGGCAACCUUU